This is a messenger RNA of Frieseomelitta varia, 979 nucleotides long. It is a transcript of the gene Der-1, whose product is annotated as derlin-1. The coding region runs from base 165 to 914 and encodes 249 amino acids. The transcript has 2 exons. Gene Ontology annotation, cellular component: Hrd1p ubiquitin ligase ERAD-L complex; endoplasmic reticulum membrane. Lineage: Eukaryota; Metazoa; Arthropoda; Insecta; Hymenoptera; Apidae. The record is from RefSeq and is a predicted model, not a curated record. Gene Ontology annotation, biological process: endoplasmic reticulum unfolded protein response. Gene Ontology annotation, molecular function: ubiquitin-specific protease binding; misfolded protein binding.
UUAAACUGAAGCACUGAGUCUGUUGUUAUACGUUCUAACCUAAUCUACAUGGUGUCGUUUAGUCACUAAAUAAUCCCACGUCAUACAUUGUCAUACUGAGUUGUACUUACGUGCAGAAUCGGGUGUCGCAUCAAUUAUACUGUUAACGCAAAAGUUGCAAAAAAAUGUCGGACGUGAGAAACUGGUUUAAUUCUUUGCCAAUUUUUACAAGAUACUGGUUGUUAUGUACAAUAGUUUGUACAUUAGUCGGAAGAUUUGGAUUGGUAAGCCCGACCUCGCUAAUACUUAUAAACGAUCGGUUCAUAAACAACUUCGAAAUUUGGAGAGCAGCGACCAGCGUUUUCUUCUAUCCUCUCAAUCCUGGCACAGGAUUUCAUUUCAUGAUUAAUUGUUAUUUCCUAUAUAAUUAUUCACUGAGGUUAGAACGUGGGGAAUAUGACGGCCGACCAGCAGAUUAUUGCUUCUUACUUCUAUUCAACUGGAUAUGCUGCGUUAUCAUAGGACUUAUCGGUGAAUUCCAUUUUCUUAUGGAUCCUAUGGUACUCAGCAUAUUGUACAUUUGGUGUCAAUUAAAUAAAGAUGCCAUUGUUAAUUUCUGGUUUGGUACACAAUUUAAGGCAGUAUAUUUACCAUGGGUAUUAUUUGCAUUUAAUCUCAUUAUCUCUGGAGGUGGCAUGAUGGAACUGUUUGGUAUCUUAGUAGGACAUCUUUAUGUAUUUUUGAAAUUUAAAUAUCCCCAGGAACUUGGUGGACCUGAAUUUUUGAAUACUCCAAAGAUCCUUGAAUCUUAUUUUCCAUCGCAUAGAGGUAAUAUCAGGUGGUUCGGAGCUGUUCCUACGCAAAGAACGCAGACACAAACUAGAAAUACAUUUGGCGGUCAUAAUUGGGGACGAGGAUAUGUUUUAGGGGAAUGAAUUGUUAAUCCUAUUAUAAGAAAACAAAUUUUUUGAUAUUAAAGUCUUUUUCAUUGUUGUUUUGA